Molecule: messenger RNA, 2143 nt
Organism: Stegastes partitus (bicolor damselfish)
Lineage: Eukaryota; Metazoa; Chordata; Actinopteri; Pomacentridae
Gene: dxo
Product: decapping exoribonuclease
Exons: 7
Coding region: 685-1965 (426 amino acids)
Biological process (GO): NAD-cap decapping; nuclear-transcribed mRNA catabolic process
Cellular component (GO): cytosol; nucleus
Molecular function (GO): mRNA 5'-diphosphatase activity
Source: RefSeq, a predicted model, not a curated record
UGUUAGCAUGCGAUGCUAGUUAGCUAGCUGCCCCGCCGGUGGACCAAACGCAUUCAUUUGUUAUUUCCCUCAAUCUGUGGUUAUUUCCUCUCUCAUUUUCCAUUUAAGUUUUGUGUUAAUCGGAAAGGACGCUGCAAUUUAUGUUUACUUUGUUUUGUCGCUGCGGUUGAUUUAACAUUACCAGAAAGUUAGCAUUAGCUUUGCUACUUUGGCUGGCUAAGAGGUUGGUCUGAAUUUUUUUUACCUGUAAAUUAGUUAUAACCAUAUUUUUCAGGACAAGAAAAUGCACGUUGCAAGCACACGGCGACUGCAUAUGGAAACCUACAGGAACACACCAAGUCUAACUGCAUCUUUGUGUUAGGACUGGACGUGCACGCAGCUGUUGCGUUAUUUGCGCAGAUCUUCUCAUUUAAAGUGAAUUGAUUCCACGCAAGAAAAUGCCACAAACUAAGUGCGUCAACAUUACAAGAAGUAAAAGAGCAGGCUCGUCAUAGAAUAGACAAGCAACCCAAAGUCUACAGUGAUGUGUGCAGCGUGAGCCUGAAAAAGAUUUACAAUUAAUACUCACUCAGACUUAAAAAAAUAAAUAAAAAGAUACAGAAGAGUGUUGUAAUAUAUAGAGAAAAAAAUAUCACUGGAAGCAUUAAAUGUAGGUGAUGGGUACACGGUCUAACCUGUGCAGAAAUGGACCACUACAGAUCCCGCAGUCCCAACUCCAGCUACCACAGCCGCCACUCAGCAUACGACAGAGAAAGAGGAGACAGAGGAAGGAACCGCUGCGAGAAUCAACGCCUCAGACCAAACAACCACCGGCAGCAUCAGUCCGAGUUGGCUGCAGAGAAAAACCCGCAGAACUCUCGGGCUUUGAGCACCAGAAGGGAGCUUUAUGAGCGGGACUUUCCUGUGUACAAACAGCCGGUGGAAGUGGGGAACUUUUCCCUCGACUCUGAACGCAGAUUCUUCAAUGACAGCAGACAGAUGAGAUACUAUGUGGAACCUGAUAGAAACCCGAACUUCAACCUGAGGGACGGAUACAAGGACCGCUUCAUAAAGAGAGAUGACAGCGUGAAGGAGAAGCUGAGCCACAUCCUCCGCUGGGUCAUAGCCAAUAGAUCAAAGCUGACCACGAGGAUGACCACAGCCUCGCCUUGUGCUUUAGAUGUGGACUUUGUGACGUGGCGAGGACACCUGACCAAGCUGCUGACCACGCCGUAUGAGACCAGAGAGGGCUGGAUGCUGGCGGCCACCAAGUUCAGAGGCACCAUUUACAUCAGCGAGGUGGAAACGGAAGCUGCUCAGAGGGAACGGGAGAACCGGACCGAGAGGCACGAAGAGAUGAUGUACUGGGGAUACAAGUUUGAGCAGUACAUGUGUGCAGAUAACGUCCACAGUGCUCCUGACCCCGACGGAGUGGUGAACACCAACGAAGCCUUCUGCACCGUCGUACAGACCCGACUCGCCGAUCACAGACUUCUGUUCUCCGGCGAGGUGGACUGUCGGGAUAAAGAUCCCAGCGCUCCGGCUCCUCCCACCUGUUACAUCGAGCUGAAGACAUCCGCAGAGAUCUGCACGCCCAAGCAGCGCAGCAACCUCCACAGGUUCAAGCUGCUGAAGUGGUGGGCCCAGUCCUUCCUUCCAGGGGUCCCUCGCGUCGUGGCAGGUUUUCGGGAUCAUGAAGGAGUCGUGGUUUCUGUGGAGACCUUUCACAUCUCCAAAAUCUCACAGCUCAUCAAGAAUGAAUACAACUGCUGGAGGCCGACGGUGUGUAUGAACUUCUGCUGUGAUUUCCUGUCUUUUGUGAAGCGUGCAGUAACCGAAGACAGCCACAGCGUCGUCUACCUGUUCUCCUGGGAGCCGCACAAAGAUGUGACCUACUCCGUCCACAGGGAUUCCCAGUACUCGUUCCUGCCACACUGGUUCAUCGACGAGAUGAGCACAAGGCCAGACUCCCAUCACCAGUCCUGAUUUACAACCACAGCUUCCCCAACAGAGUCCAUCAAUCCACUGCACACAUCCGAAAUACUGAUGAGUGUCGACGAGUCACUUGAGGACGUUUGUCCGGCAGCGCUGAAGCAUGUUUUGUUUUUUUCUGGCAUGUGCGGACUUGAAAUAAAACAACCACUGCAGUACGGUCAAACUUUAA